GUGGCGUCUUUGUAAACCAUGUCAGUGGCGAUGUGACUAUGCAUCAUUGUGUUCACUUCACUGUGAAAAGCGGGGUACGGUAACAAACAAAUGCCACGCCGUUGCCGCUUUGACCACAUCCAUCGUAACUUCAACCACCGUGACCUAGUCCACCGUGACUUAGCCCACCGUGGCUCCCACGGAUGCCCUAGCUCGUGACUGAAGCCUGAUUGAAGGUGUCCACCACGGUUUAUCUCUCUGUGACUGUGUCCACUACUCAGCAACGGCCACCGUGACCCUCUCGCGGCCGUCACGUCGUUGCCGUGACGUCCGUCGGUAGCCGUGACGUCUUACCGUGACGUCUGUCGGCGCCGUACCGGCGUCACGGCCGGCUGAGCAGCGGAAGCCGGCGGCGAGACGGACGAUCGCAGCUCCCCGCUGAGGGAGCGGCAUCAGAGCGAAGCGGCCAGGGCGGCCGGACGGCUCACACCGUUAGCUGGGACUGACGCGAGCCGUGCUGGGCAGUCUAGUGCGAGUGAGGGUGAGCUGGGGCGCACGGCGAGGCGGCACUUCAGUGUAAGACGUGAGGACGAGCGCGCAGGUUGGAGCGUCGCGAGGAGAGCGCUUGGAUGGUGCAGAGGGAGGUGGGGCGUGCGAGGUAAAGAGGCGAGUGAAGCGAGGCGAGACUGGUGCGAGGACCCGCCGCGCCGGAGCUCGGCAGCGAGUAAGCUGCGGCACGCCGCCGCAAACGGACGUGGUGAUGGCGCUCUUAGUGACAGUGAUGCUCCGCCGAUGGGGAAGCCAUGUGGUGACACUGGUGAUGAUGCUGGUGGUGGUGACGGGAACAGUGGGUUCUCCCCAGCGCCCCGCGCAGACUAUCGUCGGUAAGCGGGUGUUCGGCGGUCCGAUGAGUCCGGUGAUGCGUCUGAUCGUGCCUGCUAACCACUCCACCUUCGUCUCCACCGUGGGGUCGAUGAUGUCGUUUGAAGGAGCUAAGCCGCAGCCCCCGUCCACCGCUCAGCCCGUUGUGGUCACCGCCAGCUCCCUGGAGGUAACACCGCACACUGAAGGCACCGGUCGACCGGAGCUGGUCACUGCCAGCGUGCCCGAGACCUCGCUGGACCUGCCGCAGACCCCGACCACCUCCUCGGCUGCCGGCACGUUCAACCACUCGUCAGCCGUGCACACCUUCUUCGGUCCCGAGGACGCCGUCAGAUACCGACCGGUGAUGGCGCGUCGCGCCGAUGCUCCUCAGUUCCGGCGGGUGAUCGAGGCGGUGCGUCCGACGUCGAGACAGCCGCUGCAGCCGCAGCUGGAGACGGUGACGACAGCGACCACACAUACCAUCACAGUGUCCGAGAGCCUCCACUGUCCGCAGGGGAACGCCUUCUGGCCGGCCACCAGUCAGUGCAUACCCAUCGGAAAACAAGGCCCCUGUCCGGAGGGGAACAUCAUCCAAGUCAACGUGACCGCCAGUGAGCCAGUCAGCUGUGCCUGUCGCCCCGGCCACCUGGCGUGGACCGACGGCGUGUGCUACCUGCGCUUCUCACCGGGCCCCUGCGGUCCGGGAGGGGUGAUAUGUGAGUCGGACUCUGGCCCGGCCGAGUGUCGCUGUCGGUCCGGGUUCCACCAGGGCAGCGACGGCCGCUGUUACCAGGAGUACACGCAGGCCGAGUGUCCAGACAACAGCGUCUUCAUACAGGGAGACUGCGUCGCCAAAGGCCCGUGCCCCGAGGGGUUCUUCAUGGUGUUCGACAAGCGGGAGCAGCGAUAUACGUGCGGCUGUCCCCCUGGCUUUCUGCUGGUGACCGCUGUAAACCGGUGUAUCCGGGCCCGCACAGACUGCCGCCACUGUGUGGAGAAUCUCUACCGGUGGCCAGAGGAUGGGCAGUUCUAUAGGGAGCUCACCCGAGGCCCGUGCAACGACACCGAGCUACUGAUCCAGACCGACUCAGGCCCGGUCUGCGGGUGUGAGAAAUACGCCCCGUCAGAUCGCGUCUCCAGCUACCUGGAGCCAACCGUGCGCUGGCCUCUGGACGGCCGCUGCUACCGCCUCUACGACCAGGCCAUCUGCCCGCCAGGACACUGGUUUAUCUGGAGCAGCACACAGAACAGGAUACCCGUCUGUUGCCCCAAGGGCCACUUCUUCUGGCCUGCUGAUGACAAGUGUUACGAGGAAUUCACCCGCGGCCCGUGCGACAAGAGCAAACUGUUCGUGAACGUGCUGAGAACAUCUGUGUGCACCUGUGACGACCAGUGGGGAUUCACCGUGCUGAACCCUGAGGACGGCACGUGCUACCUGAGGAACACCCAGGGACCGUGUCAGCCCGGGUUCCGAUUCCUGGGUGCCAAGGACGGGAGGAAGGUAUGUGACUGCCUCCCAGGCGAGUUCUACCACGAGCCGUCCGACAAGUGCUUCCCGCUCUACCGACAAGGACCGUGUCCGCCCGGUCAAUGGCUGGAGUUUUCGGCCAGCGCCGGCCGUGCCGUCUGCCGCCAGUCGCCCUGCCCGCUACUGCUGCGCUCUAGGGAGGAGCGGUCCAGGGUGCCGCGCGCCCGCCUGCUCGACCUGCCGCCGCCGCAACAACUCGUGUAUUGGAAGGUCACUGACAGAUGUUACCAGCUUGGCACUCAGGGGCCGUGCAGUGAUGAUUUCCGACUUAAGUUGGAUGAGUAUGGAAUCAGUCCCCUCUGUCAACCACUUCACGAGAGUAACCAGGAGGAGCCGGUGCAGGCGCCGCUGAACGAGCUGUCUCGCUGCGCCCCCGGCUCCUACCGGGCCGUCCAGGGUCUCUGUCUGCCAGUGCUCAUCACUUCUGUGGACGCCGACACGGGCUCCUUCUGCGGCUCCGGACAGGUCUGGUCGGAGGAGCGGAGCCGCUGCGAGCCGGCCGAGCCGCCGCCUACCGCCUCGUGUCCCGCCUCCUACCACCCGUUCCCGGAGGGAGGCGUGUGUGUGUGUCCACGCCGCCAGUACCCGGACGAAGACGGCUCGUGUCGGACCACCGAGCACCACGGCCCCGGCCCGCUCCACUGGACCAUCCACAACUACCAGCGGAGGGUGCGGGAACACCAGCAGGCCGCCGCCCGACGACUCUGACGCUGCGGCAGGGCUCCGGGUGAACGUGUGAAUGGGAGGUGUGAAUGUGUUAGAUGUGGGGUUUAGGCUUGAAUGAUGACUGAUUCAAAGUCUGGAAGUGAAAAAUAGCUUACAUCGCAUCAGCCGAACUGAUACACGACUAAAAAUGUGAAGUGAACACAACUAAAAAUGAAACAUUUGAUAGGUGGCGAAGCAUGGCACAAUAUCUCAGUGUUUGUGUGUUUUGUUACGUUAGUGAGCAGUCCUCAGCUGCCACCUCUCUUAACCCGCGCCCUGAUGGGGGGGCCAUUUUGGCCCCCCCCCCCUGUGGUUUUUCUUAAAUAGCGAGAAAACGGCGGCGCGCAGCGCCGCCAAAUUUUGGGUACCUUACCGGGCAUCAAUUUGACACCUUCACACAAAAUUUCAAGUCACAGGUCACCUCAGGUCAGGAGUUAUUGAGGUCAAACUGAGGUCAUGUUCGAGCAAAAAUGAGCAAAAAACAUGACAUCUUGAAACGCUCACCAAUUCUACAGUUAACAAGCAAUUUUAAAGUUCUUUAUGUGGUUGUGUAGAGAAAAGACGGCGCUACAAAACUGCUAUCUCGGAUUUUCGAAAUUUUGGGAUUUUGACCCCCAAAAAUAAAAAAAAUUGAUUUUUUUUAGAAAAACUCAAAAAAUUUUCAAAAAAAUUUCGAAUUUCGAAAAAACCGGAAUAUAUGUGAUAGUCCCUGCGCUCUUUGAUAUACAUACCAAAUUUUAGAUCGAUACCUCUUUUUUUGGCCAAGUUAUAGCGAAAAAACUGUUGAAAAUUGAUGACGUCAAAUUUUUGAACUAAAUUUUUAGCAAUUCUAGACCUUGUAGCGCAAAACGAAGACCACCAUUGAACUCCCCGUGACGAGCUGCAUCGAAUCAAUACCCAUUUUAUGCAAAAAUAUCAACUUUGAAAUUUGACCUAAUUUGACCUGACCUUGACCUGACCUUGACCUGACCUUGACCAAAACGUGACCUAAGCUGGCCCUAAAGUCUGUCUGACCCACAUAAUCGCAUUUGUCAUGUAAAAUGGACCAUAAAACAUGUAUCACACGACACUUUCAUAUUGUGACCCCCCCAGUGACCUGACCUCUGUGACCUGACCUGGUAUCAGUGACCUCAAAUAGCAAAAUAUGUGUUUGAAGAACAUUUCUCCAUCGAUGAUUUUCAAUGAAAUGCAUUUUACUCGAUUUUACAACGCAUUUCUUGAAAUGCCUGUAAACGGUGAAAAUUCGACCUUUGACCUGACCUGUGACGUCAUCGGUUUGACCGAGGUCAAUGAAAUUGGGUCACAAGGUAGUUCCCCGCUGGGGCUAUCCAACACCGUUUACCGCUUGUCGCUAUGUUGCGUGGUUCUCGAGAUCUGAGGGGGGGGGCCAAAAUGCCCCCCCCCCCCCCAUCAGACCGCGUUGCUCGGCAGACCCCAUCUGGGCGCGGGUUAACCGUUAGGUUAUCUUAAACUUUUCAUUAUUUUGGUCGAUCAUCGAAUUUAUUUGUUUCAUAUGAUCAUUUCUUGGUAGAUGUGGGAGCGAAUGUCUCCUCUGGCAUACGAAUUUCGUAUAACGGGAGAUUAUGGCUGACAAACUUUACUUAGUUGAGACUCUGCUGCUGUACUUGCAGUUAUGAAUGUAUUUAUAAGGUUGCGAGCAUGCUAAUGUGUAAAUAUUGUGUACGACGUGUUCCGGUGAAAUUCUGAUAGGGUAGAAUCGACACAAAGUGGUGCGCAUGUAAGGGCAUUGUCAAGGGGCAUAGUGUCGGUGUGAGUUUAUCGUGUCGUUGUGAACGUGUUAUUUAUUUGUAGGUACAAUUAUAUGCAUGUUUGUGUAACAUUCCAUGCCCUUUAGGCUUGUCUUCGUUCAGAUGCAUCAUGUGACCAAUAAAUGAAUUUGCAGUG
This is a messenger RNA of Amphibalanus amphitrite, 4981 nucleotides long. RefSeq lists its product as uncharacterized. The coding region runs from base 740 to 3079 and encodes 779 amino acids. NCBI's taxonomy places the organism in Eukaryota, Metazoa, Arthropoda, Thecostraca, Balanomorpha, Balanidae. The record is from RefSeq and is a predicted model, not a curated record. The transcript has 11 exons.